ACUUCAGUUGUUGAAAAUAUUACAGUACUGUUAUCAUAAACAUCUCAAAAAUAUGAUUUAACAUUUCUGCGAGCUAUAACGUAAGUGUUUCGGUGCCAGAUAUUUUGUAAUUGUUCACGGUUCGUUUAUGUCUAUCUGGAAAGUAUAAAUCUUAAAAAAUGGUGUCAGUGAGGCUGUUGGUUAUAUUAUUGUUGACAUGGGAAACAUUUGCAAUAAUUCUUAAAAAUGGUGGUUACGAGGAUGUAUAUGUUAUUAUACUUGAUAGCAACAGCGAAAAUGACGUUCCCAUAAAGAGAAUACGGGAUGUGAUGACAAGUGCCUCGAAACUGUUGUUUACAGCUACGCAUAAUCAACUCUAUUUUAGAAAGAUAAGUAUUAUUGUACCGAGAUCAUGGCCUUCAAAACCAGAAUAUAAACAGAUUCCUACCUCUCCAAUCAAAGAGUCAUAUUUCUCAGUGGAUGCAAAUGGACACAAGGCUCCUCAAGUUAAAGGUCACUUUAUGUGCGGGAAAGGAGGCCAUUACAUGCAUUUGUCGCCAACAUUCUUGAAAACAGGACGGUCAAGAUGGGGACUUCAUGAUAGAGUGAUUGUUCACGAAUGGGGUCACCUUAGAUGGGGAUUAUAUAAUGAGUUACCAGUGGGAGCAGAAAAAUUCUAUCAAGCAGAUGGAAAAUGGAAUCCUGUGAGGUGUACGGAAUCAAUUGACGGAGACAUAGGUUUAUAUGAACGGGGCAAAUGUAAACAAUCAAACGAAUGCAACAUAAACGACGCAAGCAAGAAAAUGAACAAGAACUGCUCAUUUUGUCCAUCACCGUAUCAAGAUGUAGAUGCUAGUUUAAUGGGAAAUCAGUGGAUAGAUAAGUUGUCAGACUUUUGUGACGAGGAUGUUCCAACGGUAAAGAAAGAACACCGACACGACAGAUUUGCUCCAACAGAACAAAAUAAACAAUGCAAUUAUAAAAGUGCUUGGGAAGUUAUGAGAGAACACACAGAUUUCCAAACCGCGACAAAACUGCCACCUUCCACCAAUACAGUCCCCGAAUUUGAGAUAAUUCAGGAGACAACGGGCUACCGUGUAUUUGUUCUCGACAUCUCGGGGAGUAUGGAGGGAAGCCGAAUGACAACUCUUCGACAAACUACUGAUUAUGUCAUACAAGAACUCAUUUCAAAAGGGAGUUGGCUUGGUAUAGUUUCAUUCAGUACAAACGCUGCAGUAGAAAAAGACAUUAUCGAAGUGAACACACAGACUGACCGCGAUGAUCUAAAGAAUGCUGUACCAACGAAAGCCAAAGGUUGGACCUGUAUUGGGUGCGGAUUAAUGGAAGCAACAAAGAUAUUGAAAAGACAGCUCGGCAAAGCCACAAACGGAGAGAUUAUCUUGAUCUCUGACGGGGAGAACACCCCUGAACAUGGCGAUGUCGAUAUAAAUACAGCACGCCAAGAAGUUAUUGAUGCGAAAAUAAUAGUUCACACUAUAGCUGUAUCACAACAAGCCGACACAACACUUGGCGACAUUGCAAGGGAAACUGGCGGUAGAUUUUACACGUACCUGGACAAGGGAAGCAUAAGUCUCGUUGGUGCUUUCUCUCAAGCACUCUCUAGUGGUCUUACAUCAGCAGCCAACCGAAAUGUUAUGCUAUUAUCGGAGAAGAAAGAUUCGGUACAGUCUAAAGUUAGCAGCAUUGAUUUUGCAAUAGAAGACGGCCUAGGAAAGGAUACUGCAUUUACUUUUAUGACCCCAGUAGACAGAAAUAUACAACUACAGCUCAAUGGACCAAACAAUUAUACGCAAUACCUAGAGACGCAUGGAAAUAUUGCAACAUUGUCUGUUCCAGAUAUUGCACAGGCAGGGGAAUAUUCAAUGACAGUAACAACAGACGAGAUUCCAGGAACUGUUGAGUAUCAUGUAAAGUCUGUUAUGACGAGCGACGAUGUAGUACGAGUUACAUCAAUGUUGUCGACCAAUAAUAUCGAUUUUUCCUCUGGAGAACUACCAGUCAUAUUCGCCGAUGUUUCAAAAGGCUACCUUCCGGUACUUAAUGCCACAGUUUCAGCCAUUGUGGAGACGGGUGUAAAAUCCUGCGAUGUCAGUCUUAAGGACGACGGAAUAGAUCCAGAUGCAUUUGUCAAUGAUGGAAUCUACUCGGGGUAUAUAUUCCCAAACUGCCUACAUUCUGGUCGAGUCAACGUAAAAGUGAACGUGAAAGGAAGUAAGGGAGAAACAAUGAUUUUGAAAAGUGUGACUGGAGCCGCGAAUCCAGUUGAAGUUGAUGAGAAACCUGUAAUAUAUAACAGCUCUUUUCAACGUGUGGAAGUUUUGGAGGAGUUAUACGUUACAAAUUAUAAAGAUACCGGGACAUCAGAUGUCAUAGCGCCUGGAAGAAUAUCUGACGUAUCAUUGUACCAUAUCAGGAAAAAAUCGACAUCCCAAGGAGAAAGUCGAAAUUUCACUGUAACUUGGACGGCAACAGGAGAUGAUAAAAACAUCGGUCAAGCUUCUAGUUACAUUCUACGAAUUUCGAAUGAUUUUGAAACUCUGCUUAACGAUUUUGAUUCUGCUGAACAACUUGAAAUGGGAAACGUUUCGUUAAUUCCACAAGAGUCGGGAGAAACAGAAGCUUUAAAGAUUGUUGUAGAUGCCGAGCAGGCCUACACGGAAACUUCGUUCUUUGCUAUUCAAGCUGUGGACGAAGCAGGUAACAAAGGUGACGUCUCAAAUAUCAUCUCUAUAGUUGUUGCCAAGGGUUAUCGUGCGGCUGGAGAAGAAGGAUCUCUUACUAUUGAAGAUGAUAAAGAUAAUAUUACCUCGACUGCAGAAUGUAACUGCGGAAUGAAAUUACUUACAGCUGUACAAAUAAUUGUAAGUUUUGUGUAUUGCUUUUGUUUGUAGUGAAUGUCUUAGUAAUACAGACACUUGAAAUGAUAAAAACAAUAGACACUUACGUUUUCAGCAGUUAUGUAUCCACAGAAACUGUGAGAAUUAGAAGUAGUGGCUCAAAAAGUCAAAUGUUCCUUACAAUAUUAGUUCAUGUGACUGAUCAUUAAGUUCAAUGUUUGCCUCAAUACACUAUUUGUAAUAAUUAUAAAAAGGAACAGCAUUCUAUUUAUACUUUUGUACGCAGUUAAAUGCUACAUACUUUUACAGAUAUAUGUUCAUAAACAUAAACACGGCCUGUAUUCA
Messenger RNA from Mercenaria mercenaria, 3182 nucleotides. RefSeq names its product calcium-activated chloride channel regulator 1-like. The transcript is spliced from 13 exons. NCBI's taxonomy places the organism in Eukaryota, Metazoa, Mollusca, Bivalvia, Venerida, Veneridae. The coding region runs from base 159 to 2891 and encodes 910 amino acids. The record is from RefSeq and is a predicted model, not a curated record.